Molecule: messenger RNA, 1495 nt
Organism: Phalacrocorax carbo (great cormorant)
Lineage: Eukaryota; Metazoa; Chordata; Aves; Suliformes; Phalacrocoracidae
Source: RefSeq, a predicted model, not a curated record
ACCCGCGGGGGGAGGAUGCUGAGGUGCGAGAGGCGAGGGGCGUCGCUGCCAGGGGCGGCAGAGCCGCAGCACCGGGGCAGAGGGAGGCUGUCGGGGCUGGGGGAAGGAUGCUGCGGGUGUGGGGGUGGACGGGACAGGCCGCCCGCCGCUGGAACGGGGCGGGGGAGCCGAGGGGCGGCGGCGGCGUGGCGUUACCCGGGAGGCCCCUCAGGCCGCGGUGGCAGGGGGGGAGGCAGCGGCGGCGGCUCCUCCUCCGGCAGCGGCGGCGGCUCCCCCACACCGCGCGGCACGUGCGCCCUCCCCAGCGCCGCCUCUGUCGCCGUCUCGCGAGAGCCCAGCGGAAUGAGGGGAUUGAGCCCGCCGGAGCUCCGUCUCGCGGAGGCUGCGCCGCCGGCUCCAAGCGUGCGAGCCCAUAGGCUACCGGCCGCACGUGACCCGGCGUGCUACGGGGCGCUGGAGCGGCCGUUUGUGGCGGUAGGCCGCCGGCCGGCCGCCCGCCGCCAUGCCCCGAGCACGUACUGCUCCACCAUGGUGCAGCACUGCGAGGCGCUGGGCCGCGCCGUGCAGGUGGUGAACCUGGACCCGGCGGCGGAGCAAUUCAGCUACCCGGUGAUGGCAGACAUCCGUGAGUUAAUAGAAGUGGACGACGUCAUGGAAGAUGAGUCCUUAAGGUUUGGCCCCAAUGGCGGCUUGGUAUUUUGCAUGGAAUACUUUGCCAAUAACUUUAACUGGCUCGAAGAAAGCCUUGGGCAUGUGGAGGAUGACUAUAUAUUGUUUGAUUGCCCAGGUCAGAUCGAACUCUAUACACAUUUGCCAGUGAUGAAACAGCUGGUGGAGCAGCUUCAGCAGUGGGAAUUCCGUGUCUGUGGAGUUUUCCUUGUGGAUUCUCAGUUUAUGGUGGAAUCUUUUAAGUUUAUCUCUGGAAUUCUGGCAGCCCUCAGUGCAAUGAUAUCUUUAGAGAUUCCACAGAUUAACAUCAUGACCAAAAUGGAUUUGCUGAGCAAGAAAGCCAAGAAGGAAAUAGAAAAGUACUUAGAUCCAGAUAUGUAUUCUAUGAUUGAAGAUUCUACAAAUAUAUUGAAAAGCAAAAUGUUUAAAAAAUUGACCAAGUCUAUAUGUGGAUUGAUCGAUGACUAUGGUAUGGUUCGAUUUCUACCUUUUGAUCGCUCCGAUGAGGAAAGUAUAAACAUAGUUCUGCAGCACAUAGACUUUACCAUUCAGUAUGGAGAAGAUCUUGAAUUUAAAGAACCAAAGGAAUGCGAAGAAGAUAAAUCUGCUCUUGUGGAUGAAUACUUUCAAGAUCACGUGGAUGAGUAAAAACCAGAUGUUCAAAAAUGGCAGGAGAAUGCCUUGCUUGUGUUAAAAAAAUAAAAAUGGAAAAAAUCUACCCCUACACAAAUAUCCUUGAUGUUUUAUCUGUAAGAGAAUUAAUAUUUAUAGUGAAGAGUGAGCUAUAUGACCUCAUAACUAUUUUAAUAAACAAUUUUUAUUCUUA